Chaetomium globosum CBS 148.51 is the source of this 1425-nucleotide messenger RNA. RefSeq lists its product as uncharacterized. Gene Ontology annotation, molecular function: monooxygenase activity; flavin adenine dinucleotide binding. NCBI's taxonomy places the organism in Eukaryota, Fungi, Ascomycota, Sordariomycetes, Sordariales, Chaetomiaceae. The transcript has 3 exons. The coding region runs from base 1 to 1425 and encodes 474 amino acids. The record is from RefSeq and is a predicted model, not a curated record.
AUGUUUUUUGUGAGGGUGGAGAAUGGCGCGGUUGGGGGCGUGGGGAGGGGGAUCGUCAAGGUGGUGGAGGUGGAGGCGGGGGUGUGGAAGCUUUGGACGGUGUUUACUCCCCUGGAGGAGGUGAAGAGGGCGGACGAGAUGAGAGCGGAUGAGAGCGAGUUGGUCGAUGGCAGCCCGGAGGUGUUGAUUGUUGGGGCUGGCCAGUCCGGUAUUACUGCCGCUGCACGGCUCAAGAUGCUCGGGAUUUCGGCCCUCAUGAUCGACAAGAAUAAGGCCGUCGGCGACAACUGGCGCAAGCGGUACAGCCAGCUUGUGUUGCACGAUCCGGUAUGGUACGACCACCUGCCGUACAUCCCUUUCCCCGACUUCUGGCCUGUCUUCACGCCCAAGGACAAGUUGGGUGACUGGUUUGAAUCAUACGCCAACGCCCUAGAGCUCAACGUGUGGACGCAGACGGAGCUGAUUAGCAGCUCCUGGGACGAGAAGGAAAAAGUGUGGACGGUAGAGAUCAGGCGCAUUCGGGCAGACGGCGUGUCGGAGACGAAAUCUCUAUCCCCAAACACCUCAUCAUCGCAACCGGACAUUCAGGUAAGGCCUACAUGCCGUCGAUCCCAGGGACCGACUCCUUCAAGGGUGGCUUGGCUCUGCCAUUCAGGCGACUUCCCUGGUGCCCGCGAGAGUGGCAAGGGCAAGAAGGCUGUGGUUGUCGGCGCAUGCAACUCUAGCAUGGACAUCUGCCAAGACUACGUCGAGAAGGGGUACGACGUGACCGUGGUGCAGCGUUCGUCCACCUUUGUCAUCUCGAGCCAGAGCUGCUUGAAGGUCGCGCUCGGCGGGCUCUACGAGGAGUCCAGCCCACCAGUGGAAGACAGCGACAUCUUUGUUUGGGGCAUGCCAAGCCCGGUUCUGAAGUCUCUCCAGGUGGAUGUCACGACCAUCGCGGGACAACGUGACAAGGAGAUUCUGGACGGGUUGGAAAAGGCCGGCUUCAAAGUUGACAAGGGCCCGUCGGAUUCAGGCAUCUUCGGCAAGUACCUACAGAGAGGAGGCGGUUACUACAUUGAUGUAGGCGGCUCAAAGUUGAUCAUCGACGGCAAGAUCAAGGUCAAGCACGGUCAAGAAGUGGAGCAGGUUCUGCCGACGGGCUUGAAGUUUGCGGAUGGCAGUGAGUUGGAGGCGGAUGAGAUUGUGUUCGCGACUGGAUACGACAACAUGAGGACGACGGCCAAGGCGAUUCUAGGACAGGAGCUCCCGGACAAGGUGGGGGAUAUCUGGGGUUGGGAUGAAGAGGGCGAGAUGCGGACCAUCUGGACGAGCAGUGGGCACCCCGGCCUGUGGUUCCAUGGCGGCAACUUGGCCAUGUGCAGAUACUACUCGAGGCUGGUUGCUCUGCAGAUUUUGGCCAAGCUGAAAAGUUUGGAAUAA